UUCCCCGCGAUAAUGUCAACAGUUUGAGCAGACGCCUCGCUUUACUUCCGUUAAACUGUUCUGGAAGCUCUUUUAAAAUCCUUGUAGCGAUGAAUUUCUAUUGGAAAUGUGCUAGUUUGAUCUGCUUUUGCGUUUUAAAUCUUGCUACUAGCGAGGAUGUGAAAUAUGCCACGCCAUGUGAGGUGUGCAAAAUAGUUACCAGUGAACUUGAAGAACGACUGAAGGAAACCGGCAAAAGCCAUGAUUUUCUUGAAACUGGCUAUAGCAUUGACGCAAAAAAGGGCAAGAAGAAAUAUCAAACAUCUGAACUGAGAUUAGUAGAAUCUCUUGAAGGCUUAUGUGAAAGAAUCCUUGAUUAUCGAAUUCACAAGGAAAGGACAGAUUCUAGCAGAUUUUCUAAAGAAAUGAGUCAAACUUUUAAAACUUUGCAUGGAUUAGUGGCCAAAGGUGUAAAAGUGGAUUUAGGAAUUCCUCAUGAGAUGUGGGAUAAGCCACCAGCAGAAGUUACCCAGUUGAAAACACAGUGUGAAUCUUUGCUAGAAGAUAAUGAAGAUCGAAUUGAGGACUGGUAUGCACAUCACCAAAGCACAGAUUUGCAAAAUUACUUGUGCAGACAACAUAUUUUAUCUAAAAAUCAGCAAAAUUGCUUGGACGAAAAGGGUGAAAGAGCCACAAACGUUGAAUUAUAGUCGUGUGUUUUAGCUUUACUCUCCAUGUAAUACAGGCGGUAUAUUUAUGACUGU
Messenger RNA from Daphnia carinata, 743 nucleotides. It is a transcript of the gene CNPYb, whose product is annotated as protein canopy 4-like. Gene Ontology annotation, molecular function: signaling receptor binding. Gene Ontology annotation, cellular component: endomembrane system. Bases 90 to 689 code for a protein of 199 amino acids. NCBI's taxonomy places the organism in Eukaryota, Metazoa, Arthropoda, Branchiopoda, Diplostraca, Daphniidae. The record is from RefSeq and is a predicted model, not a curated record. The transcript is spliced from 4 exons.